Messenger RNA from Zalophus californianus (California sea lion), 1945 nucleotides. RefSeq names its product RFNG O-fucosylpeptide 3-beta-N-acetylglucosaminyltransferase (gene RFNG). The record is from RefSeq and is a predicted model, not a curated record. Gene Ontology annotation, molecular function: O-fucosylpeptide 3-beta-N-acetylglucosaminyltransferase activity. Gene Ontology annotation, biological process: regulation of Notch signaling pathway; pattern specification process. The coding region runs from base 44 to 1099 and encodes 351 amino acids. The transcript is spliced from 8 exons. NCBI's taxonomy places the organism in Eukaryota, Metazoa, Chordata, Mammalia, Carnivora, Otariidae. Gene Ontology annotation, cellular component: Golgi membrane.
GCGCGGCCUGGGCCCGGGCGGUGCCCGCGGGUCCCGCGGCCGCAUGAGCCGCGUGCGGGGGGCGCUGUGCCGGGCCUGCCUCGCGCUGGCCGCGGCCCUGGCCGCGCUGCUGCUGCUGCCGCUGCCGCUGCCGCUGCCGCUGCCCCGCAUGCCGGUGCCGGCGCCGGCGCCGGCCCCCGCCCCGGCCCCGGCUCCGACUCCGGGUCCCGGCCGGAGGGCGUCCCCCCCCCGACCCGCCACCGCCCCCCGCCUGCGGCCGGACGACGUCUUCAUCGCUGUCAAGACCACCCAGAAGAACCACGGGCCACGACUGGGGCUGCUACUGAGCACCUGGAUCUCUCGGGCCCGCAAACAGGUUGUCUCUCCCCAGACAUUCAUCUUCACGGACGGGGAUGACCCUGAGCUACAGCUCCAGGGAGGCAGCCACAUAAUCAAUACCAACUGCUCAGCCGUGCACACUCGCCAGGCGCUGUGCUGCAAGAUGUCCGUGGAGUACGACACGUUCAUCGAGUCGAGACGCAAGUGGUUCUGCCAUGUGGAUGAUGACAAUUAUGUGAACCCCAAAGCCCUGCUGCGGCUGCUGUCCACCUUCUCGCCCAGUCAGGACGUCUACCUGGGGCGGCCCAGCCUGGACCACCCCAUCGAGGCCGCUGAGAGAGUCCAGGGAGGGGGCACUGUGACCACUGUCAAGUUUUGGUUCGCCACGGGCGGGGCCGGGUUCUGCCUGAGCAGAGGCCUCGCGCUGAAGAUGAGCCCCUGGGCCAGUCUGGGCAGCUUCAUGAGCACAGCCGAGCGGGUGCGGCUGCCGGAUGACUGCACAGUGGGUUACAUCGUGGAGGGGCUGCUGGGCGCUCGCCUGCUGCCUAGCUCGCUCUUCCAUUCCCACCUGGAGAACCUGCAGAGGCUGCCGCCCGACGCCGUGCUGCAGCAGGUCACCUUGAGCUACGGGGGUCCAGAGAACCCACGUAAUGUGGUGAACGUGGCCGGAGGCUUCAGCCUGCAGCAGGACCCCACACGGUUCAAGUCUGUCCAUUGCCUUCUCUACCCGGACACGGAGUGGUGUCCUGUGCACAAGCAGAGUGACCCCGUUUCUCGGUGACCCUGGAUUCCCAGCCCAGGGAACAGGAGUGUGCUGACCCCUCCUGGCCUCAGCUCUCCCAGCGGGCUACAGCCACGUCCAGGGAGAUGUGGGCUCCCUGCAGGCCUGACCAGGCUCUCUGGGAGAGCUGCUUGCCCCACCCAGGGGUCCAGGCUGUGCAGUGUGCAGGCUGCCCCAGAAGGCAGAAGGGGGAGAUGCUGCUCGCCCUCCCGGCCCAGCCCCUGAGGUGUGCCCCCACGCAAAAGGUGUCCACCCUAGGACCUAGGGGCCUGGGAGGAGGCUGGCACCCAGCUCCCAGGGCUCCAUCCUGACCUCCUCACCCUGCUGGAGAGGGGGUUCCACGUAGAGUGGGCUCCCUGAGUGGGCUCCAGGCCAGGUCACACACGGGAUCCGCCAUCUGGCCAUCAGGGAGCACAGAGGCUUCACCUGCAGGCCUGGGGCGGGAGAGCCACCCUCCCCCCACCAGGCUUGGUGCCCGGCCAGAGCAUCGUCGUCUCUGAGGGAGCCGCUGUAAGGACUCAGGCCUCUGGCCGGCGGGGCUCGGGGCACAGCCUGCUCCAAGCCAGAGCAUCUCCAUCCGGAGGCCGCUUCACCGGGUCCCCUUGGCCAAGGUCGUCUUAUUUCCCCACUCUGACCCACCACUUAGUACUCACCCCCCUCCAAGUCCAAAAAGGAGCAGGGCCCUUUUGUUUGGGGCUCCCUCUGCAGUGUGGUGCCCCAUCCCAGCUGCUGACCCACCUUAACUGUGCCUUUCCAUGGAGGAGAGAGCAGAACGAGGGGACUCGGCACUUUGGUUCUGGGCCCUUGCUGUACCAUUGCCAGAAAUGAAUAAAGGCUUGAUUGUUA